CCGCAAAGCUGCCUCCUUUUUUUUCGCAACUAUGAAACUUCAAUCCACUCUUUACUACGAACCGUAUUUAAACGUUAAUCAAAACCCUACUCUUUUUGUUUUAAGCGAUGGAAGGGUUUAUCACUAAGCCUAACAUUGAAGAAAAAAAUAUCAGUCCAGCUUCAAAGCUCAAAAAUUUCAAGGACCCACUUGACAGUUUUGACCCCAAAAUCAGCGACUUGUCUUUUGCCGACUCAUUUCUCGAUUUUGAUUCCAUAAAGGAGUUUUUUGAAGAUAACCAACAAAAUCCAGGUAGGAUUGCCUUAGAGAAUAUGGAAUUUGAGGAUCUUGAGAAGAGUGUAAAGAUGGGUGAAGAAGAAAAAACCAAUUUUGAGGACCGGAUUGUCCACGGGUCUGACCCAAUUUUGGAUGGGUCUGAUUGUGUGCCGAAGGUUGAGGCAUUGGAAGAUGAGAAGGAGAAGGAUUUGAGUUGUUGUAUAGAGGAAGUGAUGAAUAAAGUUAGUUUGGUUGGUGAGAAAAGUGUAACUGUGCGUGAUGUAGAUAUAAGUGGGAAAGUUGGAUUGGCCGUUGGGUCGGAUUCAGAUGCUGUUGAUGGGAGUGGUGCGAAGACUGAAAUAGCAAGUGAUGAGAAUGGUAGUGAAAGUGAUUCAGAGUCUGAGGAUGAAAGCUCAACUUCAUCAUCAUCGUCUUCUAGUAGUAGUAGUAGUAGUAGUAGUGAUGAUGAAGAGGAAGAGGAAGAGGAAGAAGAUGAAGAUGAAGAGGAGAAAGAGGAAAUGAAGAUUCCGAUAAAAAGAGAUAUGGUUGUGGCGGGUGAUCUUGAAGAAGGCGAGAUAGAAGUUGUUAAUGGAGAGGAGAUGGUUGCUAGAAAUGAUGAUGAUAGUGAUGAGGAGGAAAAUGAAAAGGAUGUGAUUGGUGGGGGUGACAUUGAAUUUGAUGAUGUUGAUGUAGAUGAAAUUGGAGGUACUAUGGGAGGACCUAUUAAGUCGAAGAAUGAGCUGCAGGUUCUCCCUCCAGUUCCUCAAGUGAAUGUUACCUUGCAACCACAUCAUCAGAUGCAGCCUGUUGGAGUUGUUCUGUCGGUUAUAGGUGUCCAAGUCAUUGUAGAAGGGGUGGAGAAGCAUAACCCUCUAAAUGAGGGUUCUAUCCUCUGGAUAACUGAAAGCAGAUCCCCUUUGGGGCUGAUUGAUGAAAUCUUUGGACCUGUAAAAAACCCUUACUAUGUGAUACGAUACAAUUCAGAAAGUGUAAUUCCUGCUGGUGUCUGUGUAGGUUCUCUAAUCUCUUUCGUUCAAGAGUUUGCCAAUCAUGUGCUUAAUGACAAGAAUCUAUAUCAGAAAGGGUAUGAUGCAUCUGGUGACAAUGAUGAAGAGUUAUCAGAUGAAGCGGAGUUUUCAGAUGAUGAGAAAGAAGCCGAGUACAAGAGAAAGCUAAAGAUGGAAAAGAGGGGCAUGAAUGACCAGAAACCUGGUAACGGGAAAAACAAUCGAAAGAAGGGUAAAAAUACAUGGAAAAAUGAUAGGCAUUCAGUACCACAGGCUGGAGUUGGCCAGCCAAUACCUAAUCAAAACCAGCAUCAGAUUUCUGUUCCAGCAUCCCUGGGUCAUGGUAUUCCUUCUUCCACGAUUUUACAAGGCUUUGGAAUCAGUUCAGUUCCACAAUUUCCGACUGCUGGUUUCACAUCUUCAAAUGGAGUUUGGACCAAUGAGAUGCAAUCUCAGCAAUCGCAGAAUGCUUUUUUCCCUAGUGGAUUUCCAACCAAUAGCAUGCCAUGGCCUUCCCAGAAUUAUCAGCAGCAUCCAUUUCAACCUAUGAUGAACUAUACUGCCCUUCUGCAGCAGUAUAAUCCUAGUCAGCCAUUACCUGGUGGGCAGCCUAAUGUGUUUGCAGGGCCGGGCUACGGACCUUGGCCUGGGUUUAUGGGGCAAAAUGUUAUAAACCAAAUGGCUGGGAUGGGUUUACCGGGCCAGCCAGCUCCCCCAUCUGCAAGUGCCGGAGGAGUGGUGAUUCCUCCCAAUGGACCACAUGGAGAACAGAACAAUUUCCAAGCAGGUGGUUGUCCUACAGUCGGCAUUGAAGCUCCCAAACAGUUUAAUACGGGUGCAGGUGCAUCUUUGAAUAGUGGAAGGAAACCGUAUCAUAGAGGUGGUGGACGUUUUGCUGGUGGGAGAGGUCGCCGGCAAGCCAGAUGAAAUCAUGUAUUGUGUUCGUUUUUGAACUCUAGCAAAAUGAAUUAGCUUAUGCUAGGUUGUGUCCCUUAGACUUAGAUUGAGAGUUGUAGGAGCCAUAUGGGGGCUUCGAUUUACUUUAGUGAUUGUGGUGGGCACUCAUCCCGCAUUUGCUUUCUCCAACAUUAAUGCAGAAGAGGUUUCUUUCUUUUUUUUUUUUUUUUUUCACUUUGUUUUUGUGUGUCUUUUUCUCGUAGAUUUCAGAAACAGUUGUGCUGUGGAUAGAGAAUUUAUUUAUAGUUGUAGAUGGUCUUACCUCAGUACAAGUAUUUUGACUGCAACAUAUAAUAGACAAAGUUGAUAAUUGUA
Molecule: messenger RNA, 2534 nt
Organism: Pistacia vera
Lineage: Eukaryota; Viridiplantae; Streptophyta; Magnoliopsida; Sapindales; Anacardiaceae
Product: H/ACA ribonucleoprotein complex non-core subunit NAF1-like
Exons: 3
Coding region: 108-2189 (693 amino acids)
Biological process (GO): pseudouridine synthesis; box H/ACA snoRNP assembly; ribosome biogenesis
Cellular component (GO): sno(s)RNA-containing ribonucleoprotein complex
Molecular function (GO): RNA binding
Source: RefSeq, a predicted model, not a curated record